CAAACAUAUCCCGGAGCCCAGUAGCCUCAUUCACUGAGCCGGGACUGUGGGAAAUCUCCCAGGAGUUGGACGGCUGGCUCAUUUGGAGCCCUCAACCUUGAGCCAAGAGCAGUUGAGUUUGUCUGGAUGAGAAAUGCUGCUGGUGUUGUCGAUUAUGCUCCUGCUACCCUCUGGCUGUCCUGCACUGCCUUUCUACAAUGGCUUCUACUAUGGAAAUGUAAUGAGUGACAGAAGCUACAGAAAUGGCAAUGGAGAAGGCUUCUUCAAUGGAGUGAAAUUGGUGGUAGAGACACCCGAGGACCCCCUGUUCACUCACCGAGGUGCCAAUGUGACCCUGCCCUGCCGCUACCACUAUGAACCUGCACUGAUCUCCUCUCGUCCUGUUCGGAUCAAGUGGUGGAAACUUGGGGAGAAUGGGGCCCCUGAGAAGGAUGUGCUGGUGGCCAUUGGGCUGAGGCACCGAAGCUUUGGGGAGUUCCGCGGGCGUGUUCACCUUUUACAAGAGAAAGAGCAGGAUGUCUCCCUGGUGAUAUCUGACCUGCGCCUACAGGACUAUGGGCGCUAUCGAUGUGAGGUCAUUGAUGGGCUGGAAGAUGAGAGUGGUGUGGUGGAGCUGGAACUGAGAGGUGUGGUGUUUCCCUACCAGCCACCCCAUGGUCGCUAUCGGCUCAACUUCCACGAGGCACAGCUGGCCUGUGAGAAACAAGAUGCUGUGGUGGCCUCCUUUGAGCAGCUCUUCAGGGCCUGGGAAGAAGGACUGGACUGGUGCAAUGCAGGUUGGUUGCUGGAUGGGACUGUGCAGUAUCCCAUCACCCUGCCUCGGCAGCCAUGUGGGGGGCAUGGCCUCGCACCUGGGAUCCGCAGCUAUGGCGAGCGUCACAAGAGACUGCACCGUUAUGAUGUCUUCUGCUUCUCGUCAUCUGUGAAAGGGCGGGUAUAUUAUUUGGAGCACCCAGAGAAGAUGACGCUGGCUGAGGCAGAAGAGGCUUGUCAGGAAGAUGGGGCCAGCAUUGCCAAGGUGGGGCAGCUCUUUGCAGCUUGGAAGUUCUAUGGCCUGGACCGCUGUGAUGCAGGCUGGCUGGCUGAUGGCAGCGUCCGCUACCCUGUUACCCGACCCCGGCCUAACUGUGGAUCCCUUGAUCCUGGUGUGCGAAGCUUUGGCUUCCCUGACAAGGAGAGCCGAAAAUAUGGAGUCUAUUGUUACCUAUCGAGCUAGGGCUAAGGGGCAGGCCUCCUUUGGCCCCAGCCUUGCUUCCUUUCCUUUUUUUCCCCCUCCUUCCCCGAUCCCCUCCCUCCCCUCCCCCUGGGCUGGUGUAUUUAUUGCAAGUCUCAUUUACCCUGAGGGUUGAGGAGAUUUAGAUGAGUUUUUUACAUUUUUCAACAAUUUCUUUAAACAAUAAUAUUUUUUAUUACGUGUUUUUGAAAAGCAAAAGAGGAAACUGAAUUCUUCUAAGACAGGUCUUCUCACAUGUCUUUCUUACCUCUGGGCUCCAUCUCUCCUCUAGGGCAUUCAGUAGGAGCACAGAAUCUUAAAGUUAGAAGGAACCUCAGAGAUCAUCUAGUCUAAUUCUGUCGUUUUGUGGUGAGGAAACUAAGUCCCAGAGGAAGGGAAGUGCCUUGUCUAAGGUCACACAGCAAGUCGGUGGCAGAGCUGGAAUUAGAACCCAGAUCUUUAGACUCCUAGUCCACAGUUCUUUAAAAGUACCCUGGGUUCUCCCUUUUCUCUCUGUUGAUGGAAGUGGGGGCUAUUCCUUAUGUGGGAGGAAAGAAGUGAUUCAGUGGGAUCCUGAUCCAUUGUAUGUUGCCAUACAAUGAGACAGUGGAUUCCAAAAUCAAGAAUUUGGACAGCUCUUGCUAACUUGGCCUCCUGCCUCUUAUACUUACUUUCCUCCUCUCUUCCCAUUUCACUGGGGACCUUUUUUGUCCAGGUGAGUCCAAAUCAGUACAUCCGGGAAGUCAGUGCUCCAGACAACUUCCCAAGCUCCACAUCCAUGCCUGGUCCAAGGAUUUUUGUGUCUCACUCCCAUUUUUCUACUUCCUUUCUGGGGAACUGUCACUAGGUAUAUGUUUUCCAAGAGCAAUAAAU
Messenger RNA from Dromiciops gliroides (monito del monte), 2086 nucleotides. It is a transcript of the gene HAPLN3, whose product is annotated as hyaluronan and proteoglycan link protein 3. Gene Ontology annotation, biological process: cell adhesion. The transcript is spliced from 5 exons. Bases 134 to 1216 code for a protein of 360 amino acids. Gene Ontology annotation, molecular function: hyaluronic acid binding. The record is from RefSeq and is a predicted model, not a curated record. Lineage: Eukaryota; Metazoa; Chordata; Mammalia; Microbiotheria; Microbiotheriidae.